Columba livia (rock pigeon) is the source of this 3745-nucleotide messenger RNA. It is a transcript of the gene MEIS2, whose product is annotated as Meis homeobox 2. Gene Ontology annotation, biological process: animal organ morphogenesis; brain development; positive regulation of transcription by RNA polymerase II. Gene Ontology annotation, molecular function: RNA polymerase II cis-regulatory region sequence-specific DNA binding; DNA-binding transcription activator activity, RNA polymerase II-specific. Bases 945 to 2252 code for a protein of 435 amino acids. NCBI's taxonomy places the organism in Eukaryota, Metazoa, Chordata, Aves, Columbiformes, Columbidae. The record is from RefSeq and is a predicted model, not a curated record. The transcript is spliced from 14 exons.
CCCCGCGCCCGCGCCCCGCGCUCCGCCGCCGCUCCCCGCCGCCGCCGCUCCCCGCCGCCGCCGCCGCCGCCGCCGCCGCGCUGCAGGACUGGCUAUGGCCACCACUACUUCCGGGUUCCGUCACUUCAUUCUCCCGCCGAUCAGCGCUGCAAAACUGAGCCUCUUCUAUAAGGCAGCCAGCAGCCAACCUGCCAACACUUACUGACACUCACUCAUCUCAGAGAGCGAGAGAGAGAGGGAGACAAAAUACCUACCGGGAGGAGGAAAAAAAAAAAAAAAGAGAGAGGGGGAAGUCCGGGCUUUGCAAACUAUUCAAUUUUUCUUCGCAUCUUUCCCCAUCCCCCUUCACAGUACUUAAAAAAAAAAAAAAAAGAAAAAACAAACAAACAACAACAAAAACCAGCCCUAUAGCGAUCCUAAAAGGCAAAACCCGAGCGCGGAGUUACUGGAAGAAGAAACCGGGGUUAAAAAGAUUCCUCCUCUCUUCUUCAUCAUCAUCAACCAUCAUUCAUUCACUACCUUGACAUUCCCUGGCUUUGAUUGACAGCUGGAGUGGCAAAAAGCCAUGAGACACGACAGUUUGGUUACAUGUGGGUUGCUGACGGGCCGAUCGUAACCUUCAGUUUGGGGGCUUGACAAUUUUUUUUUUUUUUUUUUCUGUAGAGAAAGAAAAAAGGAAAAAGAGAGAGAGAAAAAGGAAAGAGAGAGAGAAAAAAGAAGAAAACACAGAAACUCAUCGUGGUUCUUGACUGUUUUUUAUAUAUUGUUGUUGUUGUUAUUGUUGUUAUUAUUAUUAUUUACCCAUAUUGGAGGAUAGGAGAAGUCUAUAAGUGGGUUGCAAAAAAAAAAAAAAAAAGGAAUCUUCUUCACUCUAAAUCACUUUCUUUGCUGGACUGGGAUAUUAAAUAUACGACACAUCCAGGAGUUUAUUGGAGCGCAGACUGAUGGCGCAAAGGUACGAUGAGCUGCCCCACUACGGCGGGAUGGACGGAGUAGGGGUGCCGGCGUCCAUGUACGGGGACCCCCACGCCCCCCGGCCGAUCCCCCCGGUGCACCACCUCAACCAUGGGCCGCCGCUCCACGCCGGACAGCACUACGGCGCCCACGCCCCGCACCCCAAUGUCAUGCCGGCCAGCAUGGGCUCCGCUGUCAACGACGCCCUGAAGCGGGACAAGGAUGCGAUCUACGGGCACCCGUUGUUCCCCCUCCUAGCUCUGGUCUUUGAGAAGUGCGAGCUGGCGACCUGCACGCCCCGGGAGCCCGGCGUGGCCGGCGGGGACGUCUGCUCCUCCGACUCCUUCAACGAGGACAUCGCCGUCUUCGCCAAACAGGUCCGCGCUGAAAAACCACUUUUUUCUUCAAAUCCAGAGUUGGACAAUUUGAUGAUUCAAGCAAUACAAGUACUAAGGUUUCAUCUUUUGGAAUUAGAAAAGGUUCAUGAAUUGUGCGAUAACUUCUGCCAUCGGUACAUUAGUUGUUUGAAAGGAAAAAUGCCAAUAGACCUCGUUAUUGAUGAAAGGGAUGGCAGCUCCAAAUCAGACCACGAAGAACUCUCAGGAUCUUCCACAAAUUUAGCUGAUCAUAAUCCUUCAUCUUGGAGAGACCACGAUGAUGCAACCUCAACGCACUCGGCAGGCACACCGGGGCCCUCCAGUGGGGGCCACGCUUCCCAGAGCGGAGACAACAGCAGCGAGCAAGACUGCCAGCCAAAUGAACACUUUAGGAGGAGGUGCAUAUAUAUGUCUGCAGCACCCAGCGGGUUAAUCCACCCUACUGUGCAUAGGUGUUGGAGCUCUUAUGGAGAUGGUUUAGACAACAGUGUAGCCUCACCUGGUACAGGGGAUGACGAUGACCCAGACAAGGACAAAAAACGUCAGAAGAAAAGAGGCAUAUUCCCCAAAGUAGCAACAAAUAUCAUGAGAGCGUGGCUUUUCCAGCAUCUCACACAUCCAUAUCCUUCAGAGGAGCAGAAGAAACAGUUAGCCCAAGACACAGGACUCACAAUUCUACAAGUAAACAACUGGUUUAUUAAUGCCAGAAGAAGAAUAGUACAGCCUAUGAUUGACCAGUCAAAUCGAGCAGGUUUUCUUCUUGAUCCUUCAGUGAGCCAAGGAGCAGCGUAUAGUCCAGAGGGUCAGCCGAUGGGAAGCUUUGUGUUGGAUGGGCAGCAGCACAUGGGAAUCCGACCUGCAGGACCUAUGAGUGGAAUGGGCAUGAAUAUGGGCAUGGAUGGGCAAUGGCACUACAUGUAACCUUCAUCUUGUAAACCAAUCGCAAAGCAAGGGGGAAGUUUGCAAGGCAUGCCAGGGGACUACGUAUCUCAGGGUGGUCCUAUGGGUAUGAGUAUGGCACAGCCAAGUUACACUCCUCCCCAGAUGACCCCACACCCUACUCAAUUAAGACAUGGACCCCCAAUCCAUUCAUAUUUGCCAAGUCACCCCCAUCGCCCAGCCAUGAUGAUGCACGGAGGACCCCCUACCCACCCUGGAAUGACCAUGUCAGCACAGAGCCCCACAAUGUUAAAUUCUGUAGACCCCAGUGUUGGUGGACAGGUUAUGGACAUUCAUGCCCAAUAGUAUAAGGGAACUCAAGGGAAAAACAAAUACAAACAAAAAACAAAAACUAUUUUAAGACUUUUGAACUUUGACCAGAUGUUGACACUUAAUACAAAAUUCCAGACAGCUGUGAUUAUUUUUUACUUUUUUGUCAUUUUUCAUCAGCAACAGAGGACCAACGAACCAAGAACACAAAUGUGAAAUCAUGGGCUCACUGAAAUGAAUAUGUCCAUGUACAGAUCCUCUGGAAAAAAAAAAAAAAAAAAAAGACUCCAAGAGUUAUAACUACUGUAGUAUAAACAUAGGAACUAAGUUAACUUGUACAUUUCUGUUGAUCACUCCGUUACGUUGCCUCAAAUAGUUUUAGAAGAAAAAAAAAUCCUUGUUUUCCACACUAUGUGUGUUGUUCCCAAAAGAAUGACUGUUUUGGUUCAGCAGUGAAGUCACUAUCCAUGAAAGACCUGUUUUGGCCAGUGAGAAAAGAACUACCUUGGAGAUGAAGACGAAAAGUCUUGCUGGGUCUCUCAUCACUCAGAAGACUGUUCCAAGAAGGCCUUGCCAUUCCCUCGUUUUGUUCCUUCAUAAAAUGUGUCCUUUAGUUUCAAACAGAUCUUUAUAGUUUGUGCUUCAUUAAGUCUCUCCCAAUUCCCCCCCAGUCUAUUUUUUUGGACUCUUCAAAGAGCUUGCAGGUGAAGAUUUAAAAGACAAAACAGACAGAGCAGGAGCUUCUUCCGGUAGUUCUGAGCCUUGGCUUUGGACAAAACAAAACUUAAAAGUUGGGCAGCUUUCCUCAAUGAAAGAAGUUACUAACGGUCUUUGCACCAAACCUAGGACUUUAUCAUGAACUCAAAGCUUGGAAAAAAAAAGCAAGAGAAUACUGUAACAAACUUCGUACAGAGUUCGGUCUAUUAAUUGUUUCAUGUUAGAUAUUCUAUGUGUUUACCUCAAUUGAAAAAAAAAAAAGAAUGUUUUUGCUAGUAUCAGAUCUGCUGUGGAAUUGGUAUUGUAUGUCCAUGAAUUCUUCCUUUCUCAGCACGUGUUCCUCACUAGAAGAAAAUGCUGUUACCUUUAAGCUUUGUCAAAAUUUACAUUAAAAUACUUGUAUGAGGACUGUGACGUUAUGUUUUAAAAAGAAAAAAAAAGGUGUUAAGUCACAAAAUACGGUAAUAAAUAUUUCAUUUUUGAUUUUU